Molecule: messenger RNA, 1439 nt
Organism: Cylicocyclus nassatus
Lineage: Eukaryota; Metazoa; Nematoda; Chromadorea; Rhabditida; Strongylidae
Source: the annotation of a GenBank genome assembly
AUGACGCACGUCAAAGAAAUGGUCUUUGCUGCUGAAAAAUUACGGCAACUUAAGGCGGCAUUCGUGAUUUAUUCGUGGGCCAAAUCAAUUCUCAACUCUCACCUAUCUUGCUCUAGAGCCCCGGUUGAUCUCAUCGAAAAGAAUACGGUGCUGGGCAAAUGUACACAUUACAAGAUGAUGCUCUACGAUGUCGACGUGGAACAUCCACGGAAGACUUUUCAUGUUAGCGACUACUAUACGCUAGUUUUAUGUAUAUUGUACUUACUCAUAGGAACCACUUCUAUUCUUUUCAAUAUCUUCAACAUCUAUGUAUUCGGAAGAAAGCGAUCACUCAGGAAGAAAUAUAUUGUCAUUAUUUUUCUGGAAGCUUCCGAGAUCGUAAAUGGAUUCGCUUACAUAUUGACUGGUGCCGGUCGACUUUCUGCGAUUGCCUACGGCAGUUUACGAAGUCAAAUAUCUGUAGAAGAUUGCUUUUUUACUAAACCAUGGCCUGCAUUUAUAAUAAUCGGCACACAAUUGCCAGCUUUGGUUGUUAUCUUUGGCUCAAUCGAGCGAACAAUCGCAGUUCAUCAACCUAGUCAUUAUUAUCGGCAUUGGAACUAUAGCUACAAGCUCAAGCGGCUUUUCUUUCUUCUUGUCAUUCAAAUGCUCUCAAUAACCCUAGCUGCAAGAUCCUCAUACGGGCUCGACAAUCUGAAUCCAUCCCAGCAUUGUCCGAUCAUUUGGUCAACGCACAUCGCCUACUGCACGGCUCACUUCCUGUUCGUUGUGCUCGCCUAUGUGAUCAGCUUUGUGACGUUGAUGUCGAUCUUUCGAAGCCGAAGGGGCUACAACCAAGUCAGCUCCUCAUUCCGUCGUUGGCAAGGUGCCAAGAGAGAGUCAAACCUCCGAGUGUUUAUGAUGACUUCGUUGAUGUGCAUCGUGUUUAUGUCGAUCCCAGCUCUUGUCAGUCUUUUGAUUCGUUGGGGAGUCGUCGUAGGAAAUGAUUUUGUGCUUGGGAUCUCGCUAGUGCCACCUGGUCUCAUUUCGAUCGGCACCACUAUGAUCAACUGCGUUUUCCACAGUGAUUAUCGAACUCAUGUGCUUCGGAUUUUCUGCCCGACUAAAACUGAGAAAACAACGGCCGGAUGUAUCGGAGCUAGUGAGAUCUUCCCCGAACGGGAAACCAUGCAUGUGCAUUCGCUCAUCCUCGAAAAGGACACCCGCCUUCAUCUUACGGAUAAUAGCGAAAUUAUGCUGUGAUUAGCUAGUUACAUCCUUAGAGCUGUAAUUGUACACAUUUCACCGACUUUCAGGAUCUCCUUAUCAUAUGUGAUCUCAUUGUCGCUGUUCUAGGUUUAACAGUGACUAUACUUACGGUUACUUUAUAAUGAAUAAUCGCGAUUACUUCUGUCCCAGAAGGUCUGUGUAUGACAUAUCUGUCUGUUUUUAAACGUGAA